AUGAUGCGAUCGCAGAUUAAUCAAUGUGUGGUUUGUAUGGAUGAGUUUGAAAAUGGGGUUGGUGUUAAUGGGAUGCCGUGUAGACACGUGUAUAAUCAUGACUGCUUGAUUCCGUGGCUUCAGAUGCAUAACUCGUGUCCUGUUUGUAGGCAUGAGUUGCCCACAGGCGAUGCUGAGUAUGAGAGUAGGGCUCGUGGAGGAGAUCAAGGGGGAGGGUCGGGUGAGAGGAGGAUUAGCUUAUUGUUUAGAAGACAUGGUGCAGGUUCGGAUUCGGAUUCUGGGAGUGGGUCUGAUAUGGAUAUUAGGGGAGACGAAUUGGAUUGA
Messenger RNA from Eruca vesicaria subsp. sativa (arugula), 324 nucleotides. The record is from the annotation of a GenBank genome assembly. Lineage: Eukaryota; Viridiplantae; Streptophyta; Magnoliopsida; Brassicales; Brassicaceae.